GUCCUGGUGAGCUUUGUGCGCAUGUGCGGGAAGGUGAGGGUGUUUGGGGGGCCUCGCCCAGGAGAGUGAGGUGCUGGUCUCUGGAACCCGGGUGGCCACAUGGAGGCCCCGGCGUCCCAGCCGGUGAAGCAGGAGAACCUGGCCGUGGAGACCCUGAUGCUUGACUCUCCGUGGCACCGCUUCCGCCACUUCCAUCUGGGUGACGCGGCAGGGCCACGUGAGGCCCUAGGGCUGCUCCGUGCCCUGUGCCGGGACUGGCUGCAGCCAGAAGUACACACGAAGGAGCAGAUGCUGGAGCUGCUGGUGCUGGAGCAGUUCCUGAGUGCCCUCCCCGCAGACACCCAAGCUUGGGUGUGCAGCCGCCGGCCCCAGAGCGGAGAGGAGGCUGUGGCACUGCUGGAGGAGCUCUGGGGCCCAGCAACCUCCUCAGAUCGGUCGUCAGCAAUGAGGACACCUCGGAAUACAACAGAAGGCUCAGGGGUCGUUGCUGGAAAAGAAGAAAGUGGGGUGAUUCCCUUAGGAACGGGGGCCUCCGGAACAGAGGUGGCUGCAACGGGGAACGCCGGGACCACGCGCCCCUACAAGCAGGAGCCUGGCAGUCCCCCUCCACCUCCACCGGUACCCGUCAUCCCUGCCUUUCUGGCGGCCCCAGGCACCGUGUCGUGCCCAGAGUGCGGCAAGUCUCCCCUUAAACCGGCUCACCUGCUGCGCCACCGGCAGAGCCACUCUGGUGAGAAGCCCCACGCGUGCCCGGAGUGUGGCAAAGCAUUCCGGCGCAAGGAGCACCUGCGGCGCCACCGUGGCACGCACCCUGGCAGCCUGGGGCCUGCACUGCGCCCCCUGCCGGCACGUGAGAAGCCGCAUGCAUGCUGCGAGUGCGGCAAGACCUUCUACUGGCGCGAGCACCUGGUGCGCCACCGCAAGACGCACUCUGGCGCGCGGCCCUUCGCUUGCUGGGAGUGCGGCAAGGGCUUUGGGCGGCGCGAGCAUGUGCUCCGCCACCAGCGCAUCCAUGGCCGGGCGGCUGCGGUGGCGCAAGGGACCUCAGCACCGGGUCCAGAGGGUGGUGGUGCCUUCCCGCCCUGGACCCUGGGAUAGCUGUGGUUCCAGACACCUGCUGCAGGGCAUCAUCCCCUUAGAACCCCCCACCCCAUUGCCUUUUCCUUACCCAACGGUUGCCUUCCCAUUCGGGCCCUGUGUUACUCCUUCCUCCCUUCCGAAGCUAUCAGCGUUCCCCCCCCCCCCCCCCCCCCGGGAAAGAUUCUUCUCUCCCUCACUCAUUCCACCCCCUUUUCGUGAAGUGGAGACCUGCCCCUUUUCAUGUGGGAAAAGGAGAUCAGGAAAGGAACAAAGCCCCUGCUUCCCCCCUCCCCCCAAGGAAGGCGAUCUUGAUCUUGGUCCCUAGAACAGAGUUGGGGCCAAAGGAGAGGGAGGCCCAGACCCGGAUCUGGUUCUCUCCACAGCCCAGAGGAGUGAAGUGGGCAGAGGUGCCCGAGAAGCUCAUCACAGGUGGCAGGUCAACAGCAUCUGAGAGAGUAAUAAAGUGACUGACUCUGUGUA
Messenger RNA from Psammomys obesus (fat sand rat), 1560 nucleotides. RefSeq names its product zinc finger protein 444 (gene Znf444). Gene Ontology annotation, biological process: regulation of transcription by RNA polymerase II. Lineage: Eukaryota; Metazoa; Chordata; Mammalia; Rodentia; Muridae. Bases 100 to 1098 code for a protein of 332 amino acids. The record is from RefSeq and is a predicted model, not a curated record. The transcript has 4 exons. Gene Ontology annotation, molecular function: RNA polymerase II cis-regulatory region sequence-specific DNA binding; DNA-binding transcription factor activity, RNA polymerase II-specific.